Helicoverpa zea (corn earworm) is the source of this 3526-nucleotide messenger RNA. It is a transcript of the gene SCCRO, whose product is annotated as DCN1-like protein 1. Gene Ontology annotation, biological process: protein neddylation; positive regulation of ubiquitin-protein transferase activity. The record is from RefSeq and is a predicted model, not a curated record. Lineage: Eukaryota; Metazoa; Arthropoda; Insecta; Lepidoptera; Noctuidae. Gene Ontology annotation, cellular component: ubiquitin ligase complex. Bases 105 to 902 code for a protein of 265 amino acids. The transcript is spliced from 3 exons. Gene Ontology annotation, molecular function: cullin family protein binding; ubiquitin conjugating enzyme binding; ubiquitin-like protein binding.
GGAUAACAACAACAUUAGAAAGUUGUCUAUGAUUGUUAUUUCACUUUGGUUCCGAUGUCGAAAUAACAGUGAAAGUCAUUAGAAACAAUAAAAAAUUCACGAAAAUGAAUAAAUUAAAAUCGUCACAGAGAGACAAAGUUAAAAAGUUCGUCGCGUUUACGCAGACGAGCGAGAGCACGGCGAUAUAUUGUUUGUCUCAGAACGACUGGAAACUAGACCUGGCGAGCGACAACUACUUUCAGAACCCUGAAGCUUAUUACAAGGACCCCGUGAAGGCGUCCGUGGACAGAAAGAAGCUCGACCAACUGUUUACAAAGUACAAAGACCAACAGGAGAACGACAAAAUCACUGUAGAUGGUGUUAUGAAGUUUUUAGAAGACCUUAAUUUAAGUCCUGAGUCAAUUUUAGUUCUUAUAAUAGCAUGGAAGUGCAAAGCUGCUGUGCAGUGUGAGUUUACAAAAGACGAAUUCACGACUGGUCUUAUUGAGCUGGGAGUGGAUAGCAUAGAAAAAUUAAAAGCUAAAUUACCAACACUCGAAACUGAGAUAAAGGAUCAAAAUAAGUUUAAAGAUUUCUAUCAUUUUACAUUCAAUUAUGCUAAAAACCCUGGACAGAAAGGCUUGGAGCUGGAUAUGGCGAUAGCCUAUUGGAAUAUAGUGCUCCGUGGGAGAUUUAAGUUCCUAGAUGCUUGGUGCAAAUUUCUCACGGAGCACCACAAAAGAUCCAUACCAAAGGACACAUGGAACCUCCUUCUAGACUUCGCUACACAGAUAGAUGACGGCAUGAGCAACUACGACGCGGAGGGCGCGUGGCCUGUGCUCAUCGACGACUUCGUGGAGUGGUGCCAGAAGCAGGGGCUCACGGCGGACGCGGUGACGGCGCUGGAGCCGGCGUCGGGCUAGCCGCGCUGGCUGCGGCGCGAGGCGACGCGCCCGGCCGCAGGCUCCGCGGGUCCGCGCGGACGCCGCCCGGCCGCCGGCCCGCGCCGGCGCCGCUCGCCGGCCGGCGCGUGCUGCGCGUACGCGCUGCUGCUGCUCUCUCGCUUCGUGCUCUACGGGCUCGAGCUCUGUACAGUCGAGUGGCUCGCUAUCCUCAUAGUUUUCGAGUUGUGUAGCUGACUAAAUCGUGAUGUGAAGUGUGACGACGCUGGGAAUUUCAUUUGGCACCGUGACUCUAGUCUGGACGGGUUGUUGCGAUCACAUUUGUUUAGAUUCAAUAGGUUAUACUCGCAAUAGACUUUUUAAUCGAGAGUGUCUACUAAGAAGUGUUGUAAGAAAUUAAUCUUGCCAAUUGAAAUUUCCAUGUAUAAAUAAAUGUUCACUCAACUGUAUAUAGCUCUCGUACUAUUCGUCCGUUAGAUAAAAUUCUUGUUGACCUGUCUCCUAUUAUGAAAAAAUAGGAUGAGUUUUUUCCAAUAAUUGAAAGAUAUUUAUAAUAAGAGUUGUUCUAAAAUUGUCUCUUUAAAUUUCUCAACUUGGUUCUCUUACGUUAUAGAAUAGUAUGCCGUUUAAAAUUUAAGAUGUAAAUAUGUAUAUACACAUUAAUGAUAUUACAUUUUUUUUAAUUAUAACAAGCUUAGAUUUUUCUGUUUUAGUUUUUUAGCUUCCCAGCAUUGACGAGGUGAUGUAACGCUGGAAUAUUGAAAUCGGCAUAAUUUUAAUUAAACUAAUUCAGUUAUUUGCUCAUUUAUUUAAUGUUGAAAUUGCCAUAAUUUUUUUAUACCUUAAAAGUGAUUUUAUUUUUUAUUUACAUUGGGGUAAAGUGCAAUUUUGACAUGAAUAAAUGUGCAAUAAAUGUCCGUGUUUUAAUAUGAUUGUUUCAUUUCUGGAAUGUUCUAUGUACGACAUAAUGUCAAGAUUCACGGGAAGAACGUUAAAGCAUUGUAUCAAAGUUGUAUGUAGUAGAUUUCAAGUUACACAUCUAGAGAUGGUAAAUAAGAUCUAGUUCACUUAUAAAUAUGGCUUAGAAUCGUGCACAUCACUUGUGUACUCACACAUUUAAGGAAUUGACACAUUAAACAUAAUGACGAAAGAUGUCUGGUAAUUUGUGACGUCACAGAAAGAUGGUUAUUACUUGAAACAACUAGCAAUAUUUAUGAAAUGCAUUCGUAACCAGACGUAACGCGUAGUGGGCAAUUUUAUAAGCAACAGGAAAAGCUACCAUGUUCACCAAACUCAGGAUUGCACCAACACGUGCUAUUUACGCUGUCUCACUGCCUACAGAUUUACGAUUGCCUACGAUUAUGUGGAAGAACAUUUUUUAACCUUCACGCUGUCGAUUUACCAGAAGGCAGUGACUCUUAUUGACUAACGCUCAUCAGUCUUUGGGCGCCCAAGGCGCGCAAGGCUUUAGGGCUUAGGGCCUAACUGUUUCGAGCAAUUUUGCAGCUCAUGUAAGAAUUGAAUUGUACACAAUCACAAUCUUCAAACUAAUUGAUUGUCGGCUAGAUAUAUCACGAUGUAGGCCUCUGCUGAUCGUGUUUGCUGUUGGUUGUGAUCACCUGAUAAUCUCUAGACUCAUUUUUUUUAGAGGCAGGGACAAGGCUUUAAACCUGUCGCCACAGACAUGAGAAUGAAGUACAUAACUUACACGAUGGCCCAGACUACUAACGCGGAGUGGAGAAGUUUUUAAACAACCAAUAGAAUUUCGUUAUUUAAACAUCUCUUCUCCGUCCAACCAAAUAUUACCCCUGAGCGGAGAAAUGCUAUUGGUUAUUUAAAAGCUUAACAGCUCCACUUUAUUGGAUUCUGGUCCAAAACAUUGUAACUACUCUAUCUAUGUAUAAAGAAACUAAUUCUCCCGUAACUUUCAUAUUACAAGCAGUAUUCAGCAUAAUUUCAGCAUAAAAUUUAAACAACGGAUCAAAUAUCCGGCCAAAAUGUUCUUAAAUGACACCAGCCACGGAUAAUUUGACAAAAUAAUGGCUACAUCGUGUUAAACUAAGUAAUUUUCGAUCACUAAAAUUCCAUUAGGUACGAACCACAGACACAGACAGUUUCAAGGAUUUGGCCUUAUUUUUUUGUCCACAUGGUACAAGUUAGUGUGCGAAUAAUCUUAAUAUGACACCACAAGCGUGAUCUGUGAUUAUUGAAUUUCAGAAUCUAGUUUUAAUCUAAUGCUGUUCUUAGAUGAUCGAUCAAAACUAAGAUAUAAUAACAAAACUAUUAAAAUGUAUCUAUCUACUACAUUGAAGGGUAGUUAAUUAUAACUCCUAAAUGAAAUAGAAUGAUGCUACCACGAAAAUAAUAAAGUUUACCAGAGGAUUUUAUUCAUUCAAAGAUUUAAAAAAAUGGCGCCAACGUGACACUUUUAUGAACUACCCUACAAAUCUUGGCUAACUGUUUUUUUUAAUAACUUCACCAAUCUUGUAAAUCAAAUAGGAUUCAAUAAUUAAUUGUUCGAUAGAAAAGUGCUGUUGCUUCUAGCGUAACAUUUACAAUCAUAAUUUAAAGUGUUUGGUACUUAGUUUUUAAUGUACAAAAGAUAAAAAUGAAUGUAUUGAGUAUUACAUUAAAUUGUUAAAUAA